Molecule: messenger RNA, 942 nt
Organism: Cucurbitaria berberidis CBS 394.84
Lineage: Eukaryota; Fungi; Ascomycota; Dothideomycetes; Pleosporales; Cucurbitariaceae
Product: autophagy protein 16
Exons: 2
Coding region: 94-756 (220 amino acids)
Source: RefSeq, a predicted model, not a curated record
CACUCUUCAGCCUGCCUCGAUGUAGCAAAUCAUCAUGAAACUGAAAGCUCACGGACGUUCCUCUUUUGACGUAGCACGACUUCAUCUGCCGCCAUGAGUAAUCCACUCGCAGAGUACUUAUCUGCCCUGGAAUCACGCGAUGCGCGAGAGAAGACACACGAGGAGUACAUCAACGCUUACACGAAGCUCGCCGACCGAACAUCAGUUCUAGCAAACCAGACACCAUCUGCCGCGGAAGAGCCUUCACGGUCACCCAGCGUCUCCACCAGAACCAUCCGCCCUAGCACGCCUAGCACACCUAGAAGCAAAGGUGGCAUCGCGCCAUCUGAUGUCUCAAGCCCCUCCACCCUCGCCCAGAUCCGCUCUGAGCUCGCCUCCACUCAGCGCACCCGCAGCGAGUUAGAAACUAAGCUCAGCACCCUUAACACCGAGCUAUCUACUCUCAAAAGUUCCGACUUGCAACAGAGGCAGCGCAUAGACCAGCUCGAAAGGGUCCGGACAGCCCUAGAGCGGCGUGGCAAGGACAGAGCCGAUGAGUUGAAGGGCAAAGGGAGGUUCGUAGAGGAAGUGCAGGAUGAGAUGGUGGCGCUGAACUUGCAGCUGAAUAUGGCGGAGCAGGAGAAGGAGAAGCUAAAAAAGGAGAACGAGGAUCUGACCAGACGGUGGGUGCAGAAGAUGGAGGAGGAGGCGCGGAAGAUGAAUGACAGGAUGGGCUGGGAGGAGCAGGGUGGGCGAAAGAAGGGAAGUAGGAGCUAGAUAGCUCAGCAUUAUACGUAUUAGGCCUAUGGGAGUUGGAAAUUCGUUUUAGAAUGCUCAAACCAAACGGACAUUGACUCGUGCUGAAAACGCAAUGCCCGCGAUCACAUUCAUAAUGCUUGUCACUUCUGCUGCUCUGGAAUAUAAAACCACUCCUCAGACGGGUAUUUUAAUGAUAUUACUAGG